ACACACACACACACACCACACACACACACACACACACACACACACAGUGCUCGCUAUAUCUCCAGAUGCCUUUACAGAAAACGCACGUCUGCAGGCUGUGUGGACUGCAUCUUGUCUUUUGAAUCACGCAGAUGUGAAUCUAUCUUUCUGUCAUCGACAAAACAAGAAGAUUAUGGGGUUUGUGUGCAAUUUCAGAGCACGUGGGAUUGGGAAGCUUAUUUAAAAGGCUGGCGGCUGUGUGAUGGAGGAGCGCGGCGGUGCUGCAUCGGAGGAAAUGAGUAAGAGGUGCAGAGGAGAUAAUCAAUGAAGACACUGAGGGCUCCUGUGCGUCUGGACAAGGUCACAGUCUAGCCUGGGUGAUAUUAUGUCCAUUCGGGGACAACAAGAACGGACUUUUUUCGCUUCCUCUCGGGGGAGGAGGUCGUAUGGAGAUGUCCACAAGAGUUUCUGUGUUGGAUUGCAGAAGCAUUGAAAAACCCCUCCAUCUGCAUCUUCAUGGUUUAUUUUUGACAACCUUCAAGCGGCAAGGGUCUUUUUUUCCCUCCUCCCUCAGCCUGGAGAUAAAGUUUCUCGCUUUCUCGACAGGGUGGGUGUUUUUAUCCAGCCGCCACUUCGUUUAACUGCACCCAGUUGAACCCAGCUGAGGUGAUUCAGAGGCUGCUGGGUGAAGGGAAAGGGUGAGCAGAAGGUGGAUUGAAUUCCAUCGGAGCAGCAUCCCAAACAGCAGCGGCCAGCUGCGUUUCUGGACUGUCACAUCUGGGGUUGUUGUCGUCGCUGUCCAUGGUGCUGAACCCGAGCUCCAGGAAUGGUGGAGACGCUGAGUAUCGCAGUCAUCGGUGCUCCCGGAGUGGGGAAAACUUCUAUAAUCCGCCAGUUCAUCUAUAACGAUUUCUCGGAGGUGUACACGCCGACCAGGACCAGAUAUGUGUACAGACCCUCCGUCAUCCUCAACGGGAACAUGUAUGAGCUAAAGAUCCUGGACGUCCCACCAAUCUCCUCCUUUCCAUCCAGCUCCAAUCAGGAGUGGCUGGAUUUGCGCUGCAGAGGUGUUCGCAAUGCCAACGCCUACAUCCUGGUGUACGACAUCUGCUGCGUGGAGAGCUUUGAAUACGUCAAGAUGAUCAGACAGCAGAUAGUGGAGUACAGGGAAGGCAGCAGCAGUGAGGUGCCAAUCCUGGUGGUGGGCACCAAGAGAGAUCUGCAGCGGCAGCGCUUCAUGCCUCGCAGGGCGGUGUCAGUCCUGGUGAAAAAGACCUGGAAGUGUGGCUAUGUGGAGUGCUCAGCCAAGUUUAACUGGCACGUCGUCCUGCUCUUCAAAGAGCUGCUGGGCAUCGCUGUGUCACGCGGCAUGCGCGGGAACCACACCGCCAUCCGCCUGCAGGGGGCGCUGCAGAGGAACCGCUGCAGCAUCAUGUGACCCCGAGAGCUCCCUCCAGCCCUCUCACCUCAGGAGUGGAGGGGCAGUGGAGAAAGAAAACUGGACUUUUGAUAUAAAUGGCUGGAAAAAUACCCUGUGGCCUCCUGCUUUACUGAGCUGAUUUUUCACAAUGAGGUUUAUUAGUCUCUUGCGCUGUAAAAGACACCCACAUUUCACACAGUCAUCCAACCACUUCCUAGUCAGAUUCUGCCAAAUGUGUAAACGCAAGGAAGGAAGUAGGAUAGAAAGCAAGUGACAACCAAUAUGAAUAGCAAAGCACAGUUCUUUUUUCUUACAUCAACUCGACGGUAACUAAUUUCAGGCUCCCCAAAUGACACAGCGACAGGUCUUUAGAGGGUUGUGUCGUGGAUGUAGGGCCUGACAGGGUGAGGCUAACAUUGUGAGACUUUAAACAAGUGGCAGCAAUAUAGAAUCUUCCUUCAUUCAGAAAGGUCAUAUCUAACAGAUUUUGAUUUGAUUGAGGGUUUAUGUUCAACAAGAUAUAAUAAAACAGAGCUCAAGUAAAUAAGCUUCACUUCCAGGGGGAGAAUUUCGAUAUGUGUAGAUAUGGUUUUUAAUUUUAGAUUCUGAGAAGUUUCCUGCAUUCUUUUUUUCCUUUGACUUCCCUGUAUUAAACUUGGCCUACAGAGAAAGCUUUUUGUUCCGACAAAAGGGGUUUUAAGGUUGUCUUGCUGCAGAAAAUGCUGCAGUCCCUAUCACGAUGUGGGCUUUAAUAUGCUCCCUCCCCCUACUCAGUGUCUGUUUCUGAAGAAUACAUUCAAUCCAGGGAACUGCAGAGCCUGAAACAAGAACCUGUACACACAUUGUGUGUGUGUGUGUGUGUGUGUGUGUGUGUGUGUGUGUGUGUGUGUGUGUGUGGGUGUGUGUG
This is a messenger RNA of Gymnodraco acuticeps, 2306 nucleotides long. RefSeq names its product RAS-like, family 10, member A (gene rasl10a). The coding region runs from base 806 to 1417 and encodes 203 amino acids. Lineage: Eukaryota; Metazoa; Chordata; Actinopteri; Perciformes; Bathydraconidae. The record is from RefSeq and is a predicted model, not a curated record. Gene Ontology annotation, molecular function: GTPase activity; GTP binding. The transcript is spliced from 3 exons.